AUGGGGAUUGUUGGAAAUCUCAGUUCAGACCAACUCCAAUUCUUCAAUUCUCAGGGGUAUCUGGUGAUAGAGUCAUUUGCAAGCCCUGAAGAGAUAAAUAGCAUGAGGAAGAGGAUGGACCAGUUGCUUGAUGAGUUUGAUUGCUCUUCCAAUGCCUCAAUUUUCUCCACCAAGAACCUGCAAAAGUUGACUGAUGACUACUUCUACGAGAGCGCCGAGAAGAUUUCAUUUUUCUUUGAAGAGAAAGCUUUUGAUGACGAUGGUCACUUAAAGCAGCCGAAGCAACUAUCGAUCAACAAAGUUGGGCAUGCAUUACAUGAGAUUGACCCAGUAUUUAAGCAGUUUUCUGGCUCAGAGAAAGCAUUUGGCUUAUUGUGCUCGUUGGGUUACAGGAGGCCAGUGGUCAUUCAGUCAAUGUACAUAUUUAAGAUGGCCUUGUGAGAAGAUUCAUUAGA
Molecule: messenger RNA, 455 nt
Organism: Ilex paraguariensis (yerba mate)
Lineage: Eukaryota; Viridiplantae; Streptophyta; Magnoliopsida; Aquifoliales; Aquifoliaceae
Source: the annotation of a GenBank genome assembly